AUGCCCAUGUACUUCUUCCUGGACAACCUCUCUCUGCUGGACCUCAGUCUCACCUGCACCAUUGUGCCCCAGCUGCUGGCCAACCUCUGGGGAGGAUACAAGACAAUAGCUGCCUGGGGCUGCAUCACACAAGUCUUUCUUUUCUGCUGGACAACCUCCACUGAAAGCGCCCUACUGGCCAUGAUGGCCAUUGAUCGUUAUGUGGCCAUCUGCCGGCCCCUCCAGUACACUCUCAUCAUGCGUUCCUGGGUCUGUGUGCAGAUGGCAGCUGCCUCCUGGUCCAGUGGCCUGGCCUAUGCUCUGCUCCAAGCCAUACUCACCCUGCAGCUCCCUCUCUGUGGGCACCACACCCUGGACCAUUUCUUCUGUGAGCUACCUGUGGUCCUCAAGCUGGCCUGUGGAGACACCUCUGCUAAUGAGCUGGCCAUCAUAUUGGCAUCUGUCCCUUUAGGAAUGGUGAGUCCUCUGCUAGUGAUCAUCUCCUACACCUUCAUUGCUAGAGCUGUACUGAAGCUGGCUUCAGCUGAAGGAAGACACAGGGCACUCAGCACCUGCAGUUCCCACUUGCUGGUGGUCACCAUGUACUUUGGACCAGGCCUGUACUUGUACCUCCAGCCUUCAUCUAAGAAUUCCCAGGUCAAGUUCAUGUCCUUUCUCUACUGUGUUAUCACCCCAAUGCUCAACCCACUCAUCUACACCCUGAGAAACAAGGAUGUGCAGACAGCAUGGAAGAGGAUCCUGCAAUCCCAGGGUGGGGUGAUAUUUUAA
This is a messenger RNA of Fukomys damarensis (Damara mole-rat), 768 nucleotides long. RefSeq names its product olfactory receptor 2G3. The transcript has a single exon. NCBI's taxonomy places the organism in Eukaryota, Metazoa, Chordata, Mammalia, Rodentia, Bathyergidae. The record is from RefSeq and is a predicted model, not a curated record. Gene Ontology annotation, biological process: G protein-coupled receptor signaling pathway. Gene Ontology annotation, cellular component: membrane. The coding region runs from base 1 to 768 and encodes 255 amino acids. Gene Ontology annotation, molecular function: G protein-coupled receptor activity; olfactory receptor activity.